UUCUCCAAUGCUCACCCCUUGAGCAGAGCAGCAGCACUUGUGUCACACGCAGCCUGCACCACACCAGGAUGUCUCUCCUACUCUCAGUUAGUGCCGAGACAAAGCCAAACGCUGGAGCCUGUGGGAAUGGGACGUCCCAGGAGCUGAGGAGAGGAUGGAAGAACAUCCUGAUCAAGCCCCUGUUGGUUGAGAGGAGCUCUAGCAGGUGCUUAGGUGCAGCCAGUGCAGUGAGAGGAGGGGACAGCAAGUCAGUCUGGCAAUGAAGGGACAUCUCUCUACUCCGGUGCUGUGGCUUCUUCUCCUCACAAUUCAGGACAUAGCAGGUGCUGAGGAGCUGAGGCUGGUGAAUGGAGGCAGCCCCUGUGCUGGGAGAGUGGAGGUUAAACACCAGGAUCAGUGGGGGACGGUGUGUCACCUUGGCUGGGACAAGGCAGAUGCUGGAGUUGUCUGUAAGCAGUUGGAAUGUGGAGCUGCUGUCAGUGCCCAUCGUUAUGCUCAUUUUGGACCAGGAUCUGGACCAAUUUGGCUGAAUAGAGUUGCCUGUCAUGGUACCGAGUCUGCUCUCUGGCACUGCGGGAACAUGGAAUUUAAAAUGCAUGACUGUUAUCAUGAGUUGGAUGCUGGAGUGACCUGUUCAGGACAUGUUGAGCUCCAGCUGGUUGGAGGGGACAGUGCCUGCUCAGGACGUGUGGAAGUAAGACAUAGAGACACCUGGGCUACAAUCUGUGAUGCACACUUUGAUCUCAAAGCUGCCAGUGUUAUCUGUAAAGGACUACAGUGUGGAACAGCUGUAUCUAUCCCAGGAGGAGCUCACUUCGGAAAAGGACAAGGACCAAUCUGGACUGAGGAAUUCCAGUGUGUAGGGAAUGAGUCACACCACGUGUACUGUCCCAGGAUAUCAUACGGGAAUCAAACGUGCUCACAUGCAAAUGAUGCCAGUGCCAUAUGCUCACGGCACACAGGUUUCCGGCUGGUGAACAGCAGCACAGUGUGCUCAGGAAGGGUGGAGAUCCAGGUUCUUGGUGCCUGGGGAACCCUCUGUGACUCACGCUGGGAUUUACCAGAUGCCAACGUUCUCUGUCAUCAGCUCAACUGUGGAUUGGCUGUAUCAGCACCAGGAGAAGCAUAUUUUGGAAAGGGAAUUGGCUCUGUCUGGACAGACACAUUUCACUGUAAUUGGCAUGAGCCUCAUUUAUGGCAUUGCCCUGUUACUGCCCUGGGGGCCUCUAAGUGCUCACACGACAAUGAUGCCAGUGUGAUUUGCUCAGGUCGUUCAGAAUCGCUCAGACUGAUGAAUGGAGAGAGCCGAUGCGAUGGGAGAGUUGAGAUUUCCCUCCAUGGUGUGUGGAGCAGAGUGCUGGAUGAUCAGUGGGACAUGAAUGAUGCCAGCGUGGUGUGCAGGCAACUCGAGUGCGGAGUCGCUGAGAAAGCUUAUAACCUCCCUAAGACUGAGCAAGGAACAGGCCCCGUGGGGCUGAGAAGGGUCCAGUGUGCAGGAAACGAGAGUAAUCUGACACUCUGCAUCAUCUCCACGUCUGAGACAGAGCAGCCAGGAAUUGCUGAGGAUGUCGGCGUCGUUUGCUCAGGGAGCAGGCGGAUCAGACUGGUGAAUGGGGCAGGUCGCUGUGCCGGGAGAGUGGAGAUUUAUUACAAUGGCAGCUGGGGGACAGUCUGUGAUGAUUCCUGGGAUCUGUCAGACUCCAAUGUCAUUUGCAAGCAACUGGGAUGUGGACACGCCAUCAAUGCAACUGUCUCUGCUCAUUAUGGGCAAGGAUCUGGGCAGAUCUGGCUGGAUGAUGUGAACUGCUCUGGGAACGAAUCCAAUCUCUGGGACUGUCCUUCCAGAGGCUGGGGCCAGCACAACUGCAGACACAAAGAAGAUGCAGGAGUUCUCUGCUCAGAAUUCACGGAUCUGAGACUGGUGAGUGGCAGUGACUGUGCUGGGCGACUGGAGAUUUUCUACAAUGGGAUUUGGGGCAGUGUUUGCAACAGUCCUAUGGAUGCCGUCACCAUGGCACUUAUAUGCAAACACUUGGACUGUGGAGACAGAGGGACACUUUUGACAGAGUUAAAACAUGGAAGCGGCUCUGGCCCUACCUGGGUGGAUGGUGUUCGGUGUGAUAAGCAGCACAUCUCCCUUUGGCAAUGCCCAUCAGACCCUUGGAAACAACAAUCGUGUAGCAGAGGAGAAGAAACCCAUAUUACUUGUGAAGGAAGGAAAGGGAAACCUACCAAAUGCCCGAACUCUACAAGCUGUACAGACCAGGAGAAGUUACGUGUCGUGGGAGGAGAGGACAGAUGCUUGGGCAGAGUGGAGGUUUGGUACCGUGGCUCCUGGGGAACAGUUUGUGGUGACUCCUGGGACAUGGCAGAUGCUAACGUUGUGUGUAAACAACUGGGCUGUGGAACUGCUGUAUCUGCCCUGGGCGAGGCUGCAUUCGGUGAGGGGACUGGUCCCAUCUGGGUAGAGAAGGUGAACUGCAGAGGGACAGAGUCAUCUCUCUGGGACUGUUGUUCCAAGUCCUGGGGUGAGAGUAACUGUGACCAUAAGGAAGAUGCUGCUGUGAAUUGUUCAGGUGUGACACAGACAACAGAUUCACCAAAUACCCCAGCUCCCCCACGCCGUCCUCUGUCCUCUGACAGUGGGAGAGUCACGUUGCCCGUGGUCGUCUGCAUUAUCCUGGGGGCCCUGCUGUGCCUGGUCUUAAUCAUUCUGGGGGCGCAGGUGCGAAGUGCCAGGGCACAGCGCAGAGGCUCCAGAAGACCCUUGGAUCCCUUCUCUGAGGCCGUGUACGAGGAGAUUGACUAUAACCUGAUGAGAGAGAAGCAGGAGAUGUUCAGUCGCUCAGUCUCCUAUUCAGAUGACUCAGUGAUGAAGCUGCAGUAUUACACCGGGGACAGCGAGGGGGAAAACGAUCCUGGAUCAGAACAAGAUGGAGUUUCCCCAGAGGGGUCUCAGCUGGAUUACGAUAAUGUGGAAGAGCCUGCCCUGAACGAUGUCCCCCAGACUCCAGACGGCCGAGAUGCCUCUGCCCUGCCUGGAGAUGUCACAGGGGAUGGUUAUGAUGAUGCCAGAGAAGUGUCUGACCCUGAAGGUGACCCUGCUUUGGGGCAGAAUGAUGAGGAAGGCACUGGGGUGAAUGACAGGAACAGAGAUUCACAGACAGGUGGGAGUCGGCACUCGCUAAGGAGUGAAGUUGUCUCUGGGAUGGACAGGGAAACCCAGUUCCCGCUUCCUGGAGACACAGGUUAUGAUGAUGUGGAACAUGGUGACCCUGGGGGAUCAAUAUCAGAACAAUUUGAUUGGAAAAAAUAACCUUGUGAUGAUGUAAACGCUUUGCCUCUUUCUCUCAGAAAUGCUCCGUCUGCUAUGACGGCCUAGAGACAGUCCCUGACUGGUAGAUAGACAAAGCAGGUGUUUUUA
Messenger RNA from Mauremys reevesii (Reeves's turtle), 3424 nucleotides. Its product is annotated as antigen WC1.1-like. Lineage: Eukaryota; Metazoa; Chordata; Testudines; Geoemydidae. The record is from RefSeq and is a predicted model, not a curated record. Gene Ontology annotation, cellular component: membrane. The transcript has 18 exons. The coding region runs from base 260 to 3316 and encodes 1018 amino acids.